This is a messenger RNA of Galendromus occidentalis (western predatory mite), 390 nucleotides long. RefSeq names its product proteasome assembly chaperone 3. The record is from RefSeq and is a predicted model, not a curated record. The transcript has a single exon. NCBI's taxonomy places the organism in Eukaryota, Metazoa, Arthropoda, Arachnida, Mesostigmata, Phytoseiidae. Gene Ontology annotation, biological process: proteasome assembly. The coding region runs from base 1 to 390 and encodes 129 amino acids.
AUGGCUCGGGCCGAUCCCGUUUACCCUCAGACUAUUACGCAAGCUAUUCAAGUUGGCGAGGAAAAUAUUUCGAUCGCCUGUACGGCUUUCGCGAACCAACUCCUAUUGAUAGUAUCGUCGAGUGGGAAGAUGGGGAAUCUCCUCAAAGUGACCAUAGAGUCAGCUCCGGAUCUCUCGUCGAACUCUUCAGAAGACCUAGUUACUGUGGAACCCUUGCUCGGUGCUGACGAUGAACAAAUCCCGGUUGUCGGGAGAUACAUCGCAGAGAAAGUUCUCCGCGAAUUGUCUCGGAAAGAGAUUCUGAUCGGGGUUAGCCUGAAAGACAUGUCAAAGCCGUUUAUACAUGAGCUCGCCGACAAGAUUCUCAAUGUCAUCCGUGUUCAUAAAUAA